Molecule: messenger RNA, 1038 nt
Organism: Aspergillus bombycis
Lineage: Eukaryota; Fungi; Ascomycota; Eurotiomycetes; Eurotiales; Aspergillaceae
Exons: 2
Coding region: 1-1038 (345 amino acids)
Biological process (GO): regulation of transcription by RNA polymerase II
Cellular component (GO): mediator complex
Molecular function (GO): transcription coregulator activity
Source: RefSeq, a predicted model, not a curated record
AUGCCAAUCACUGGAGUCUUCUUCAUCCCAUCAAACCCCAACGCCUCCACGGCUUUCGCUACAGUUACAGAGCGUCUUCAUUCAUCAUUAGCCGAUGAACCCAUUCCUGUGGGCCGCUGGGCCCUAGAGCACAAGCUGAUGCGGGACACCCCAUCCUGCUUGCCUGCAUCUGCGUCCCAAUGUCCCACACAACCGAGGUACAUGCAGUUCCUCUCGCUGACCUAUUUUCCAAACCAUGGGUUCAUUUACACGUCUCCGCCACCAGAAAAGGUGCCUCGCACUCACCCUGGCGCUGGAACUCCCGGUACAGUAGCUCCAGGGGCACCGAGUCCCGCCUCUCCAACCCCAGUUCCACAACAGACCGCGACACCUACACAGGCCCCGGCACUGAACAGUCAGCAUCAUUCGUCAAUGGUCAUGACGACUGUUCCAUUGCCGGCGUGCAGUGCACUCUUUCAGCACUUUGUUUACGCCUGCCAACCGUUCUGGUGCCAUCGACACACCGUCACUGUUCCUGGUGGUGUCGUGUAUGAUGUUGGUGAUUUUCGGGUCCGAAUUGGUGAUGUACGACAGACGCAGCCGGCUGCAAGGGUCAGGGGUACUGUUGUAGAGAUAGAAUGGAAGGGGCCGUCUUUAGUGACGUCCAUCGCGUCGCUAUUUAGCCAGUCCAAGAAGGCGUUUGGCGGCCCUAGAGAUGGCGGCGUACCCGAUGAUGACAGUGACUCUGGGAUUGACAUGGCAUUUCCUGAGAGUCUUGAGGAGGCAGAUAUUGAUGCUGAGUAUGCUGCGACUGCAACAUUGAUUCGAGAGUUCUGGGCGCGCUUGGGCAUUCAAGGGGCGCGGGAAGCGAUUCUAGUACAGGAUAUCGGCAGGGAAUCCAAAGAGCAGUUGCGAAAGUUGAAGCAGCUAGGGGACCAGAAAGCGCGCCAACUAUCUACCAGUAUCGCGGGAAGCGGGCAGCAGGAUGAAGAUCCCGACCCGGAAGCUGGAGUUGACGUGGCGAGGCAAUUCAUGGAAAUUUUUAGAUUCAAUCGUUAA